This is a messenger RNA of Penicillium atrosanguineum, 3639 nucleotides long. RefSeq names its product coatomer subunit alpha. Bases 1 to 3639 code for a protein of 1212 amino acids. The record is from RefSeq and is a predicted model, not a curated record. The transcript has 6 exons. Lineage: Eukaryota; Fungi; Ascomycota; Eurotiomycetes; Eurotiales; Aspergillaceae. Gene Ontology annotation, cellular component: COPI vesicle coat. Gene Ontology annotation, molecular function: structural molecule activity; protein binding. Gene Ontology annotation, biological process: endoplasmic reticulum to Golgi vesicle-mediated transport; intracellular protein transport; intra-Golgi vesicle-mediated transport.
AUGCAGUCCUCUCCAAACAUGCUCACCAAGUUUGAGUCCAAAUCCUCCAGAGCCAAGGGAAUCGCAUUCCACCCCAAACGGCCAUGGAUUCUCGUUUCCCUUCACUCCUCGACCAUCCAGCUAUGGGACUACCGUAUGGGAACACUCAUUGACCGAUUCGAAGAACACGAUGGUCCCGUCCGAGGAAUCGAUUUCCACCCUACCCAACCCCUGUUUGUGUCCGGAGGCGAUGACUACAAGAUCAAGGUCUGGAACUACCAGACCCGGAGGUGCCUUUUCACAUUGAACGGCCAUUUGGAUUACGUGCGCACAGUUUUCUUCCACCCCGAGCUCCCAUGGAUUCUGUCGGCGUCCGACGACCAGACUAUUCGAAUCUGGAACUGGCAGAACCGUUCAUUGAUCUGUACCAUGACCGGUCAUAACCACUAUGUUAUGUGCGCUCAGUUCCACCCCACCGAGGACCUCAUCGCCUCCGCCUCUCUCGACCAGUCUGUCCGCAUAUGGGACAUCUCCGGUCUGCGAAAGAAGCACUCCGCCCCAACCUCGAUCUCCUUCGAAGACCAAAUGGCGCGCGCCAAUCCCAAUCAGGCCGAUAUGUUUGGAAACACCGAUGCCGUCGUGAAGUUCGUGUUGGAGGGCCACGACCGUGGAGUGAACUGGGUCUCGUUCCACCCGUCAUUGCCUCUGAUCGUGUCGGCGGGUGACGACCGACUCGUCAAGCUCUGGCGCAUGAGUGACACCAAGGCUUGGGAAGUUGAUACCUGCCGUGGCCAUUUCCAGAACGCUUCGGCCUGUCUGUUCCACCCUCACCAAGACCUCAUUCUUUCCGUCGGCGAGGACAAGACAAUUCGUGUGUGGGACCUGAACAAGCGCACAUCGGUGCAAUCUUUCAAGCGCGACCAGGACCGAUUCUGGGUCAUUGCUGCCCACCCCAACAUGAACUUGUUUGCUGCGGGUCAUGAUACCGGUGUGAUGGUCUUCAAGCUCGAGCGUGAGCGCCCAGCAUCCGCCGUGUACCAAAACCAGCUGUUCUACAUUACCAAGGAGAAGCAUGUCAAAUCUUACGACUUCGUCAAGGGCGUCGAGUCGCCGGCCAUGCUUUCAUUACGCAAGCUUGGCUCUCCUUGGGUCCCCCCGCGCACUGUUUCCUACAACCCAGCCGAGCGUGCCAUCCUGGUCACUUCACCGACCGAUAGUGGAACAUACGAGCUGAUCCACCUUCCCCGUGAUGCCACUGGAGCCGUCGAGCCCACCGAUGUCAAGCGCGGCCAGGCUACCUCAGCGGUCUUUGUUGCCCGUAACCGUUUCGCCGUCUUCAAUCCCGCCUCUCAGCAAGUCGACAUCAAGGAUCUCAGCAACUCUACUACCAAGACUAUCAAGCCCCCUGCCGGCACAACAGACAUAUAUUUUGGUGGCACUGGUUGCCUCUUGUUCAUCACCCCUACCACCGUUGUUCUCUUCGAUAUUCAGCAGAAGAAGCAGCUGGCCGAGGUGACUGUUAGCGGCGUGAAAUACGUCGUUUGGUCCAACGAUGGUCUCUACUGUGCUCUGCUUAGCAAGCACAAUGUUACUAUUGUCACCAAGACUCUUGAGCAGGUCAGCACAUUGCAUGAGACUAUCCGCAUCAAGAGCGCGACCUGGGACGAUGCUGGUGUUCUGAUCUACUCUACCCUAAACCAUGUCAAGUACUCGCUGCUUAACGGUGACAACGGAAUCAUCCGCACUCUUGAUCAGACCGUGUAUCUUGUCCGUGUCAAGGGACGCAACGUUUACUGCCUCGACCGCAACGCCCAGCCCCAGGUUCUCCAGAUCGACCCCACCGAGUACCGAUUCAAGCUUGCCCUGGUUAAGCGGAACUAUGACGAGAUGCUGUCGAUUAUCAAGACUUCGAGCUUGGUUGGCCAGAGCAUUAUCUCCUACCUCCAGAAGAAGGGCUACCCGGAGAUUGCCUUGCAGUUCGUCCAGGACCCCCAGACUCGCUUCGACCUGGCUCUCGAGUGUGGUAACCUUGAGGUUGCCAUUGAAAUGGCUCGUGAAUUGGAUCGUCCCAACUUCUGGAGCAGACUCGGAGCCGAGGCUUUGGCCCAUGGUAAUCACCAGACCGUUGAGAUGACCUACCAGAAGCAGCGAAACUUCGACAAGCUUUCCUUCCUUUACCUUGCUACCGGUGACCAGGAGAAGCUUUCUCGCAUGGCCAAGAUUGCUGAGCAUCGUGGAGACUUCACCUCUCGCUUCCAGAACGCCAUCUACCGCGGGGAUGUUGAGGACCGUAUCCAAAUGUUCAAGGAGGUUGACCAAUAUCCAUUGGCUUAUCUCACUGCCAAGGCUAGUGGCUUGAACGAGGAGGCUGAGUCUAUCCUUGAGGCUUGCGGCCUUACCGAAGAUCAGAUUGCCCUGCCUUCAAUGGACGAGCCUCUCAACGUCCCGCGCCCCAUUGUUCCGACCUUCAAGUCCAACUGGCCUGUCAAGACUGCGGGUCACUCUUCCUUUGAGAAGGCCUUGCUCGGUGAGGUUGAUGCUGAUGAGGAGACUGCUGCCGAUGCUUUCGAAGUCGAGGAGGAGGACCAGGAGGCCGUCCUUGCGAAGGAUACCAUGCAUGAUGACGAGGAGGAUGCUUCUGGCUGGGAUAUGGGUGAUGAUGUUAAUGUCGAGGAGGACGUUGAGUUUGUCAACGUUGAAAGUCCCGAGGCUGGUCCUGGCAGCUCAGAGGCCGAUCUGUGGGCUCGCAACUCCCCGUUGGCGGCUGAUCAUGUCGCCGCUGGCUCAUUUGACAGCGCCAUGCAGCUGUUGAACCGCCAGGUCGGUGCCGUGCACUUCGCUCCUUUGAAGAGCCGAUUCCUGGAGGUCUUCAAGGCUUCCAAGACCUACCUCCCCGCAAGCGUUGGCCUGCCACCUCUGGUCAACUAUGUGCGGAGAACCACCGAGGAGACGGAUAGCCGCAAGGUUCUCCCCAUCAUUCCUCGGGAUCUCGAGACUGUCGCCAACGUCUACCUCCAAGAAGGUUACGCGGCCAUGCGCGCCAACAAGCUGGAGGACGGUGUGGGAAUCUUUAAGAACAUCCUGCACACUCUCCUCAUCAACACGGUCUCUUCCGAGGCCGAGGUUGAGCAGGCCAAGAAGAUCAUCGCCACAGCUCGCGAAUACAUCCUCGCUAUGUCCAUUGAGCUCGAGCGCCGAACUCUCUCUGCCGACGAUCCCGAUAGCCUCAAGCGAAGCCUGGAGCUGUCCGCCUACUUUACUAUUCCUAAGCUGGAGGUUGCCCACCGACAAUUGGCUUUGAUGGCUGCCAUGAAGUUCUCUUUCGCCAACAAGAACUACAACUCUGCCCUGGGCUUCGCCAACCGGAUGCUGGCCAACGGAGGCUCCCCCAAGCUUCUGGAGCAGGCCAAGAAGAUCAAGGCUCAGUGCGAGCGCAACCCGUCAGACCAGAUCGAAAUCGAGUUCGACCAAUUCGCCGAGUUCGACAUCUGUGCCGCCUCCUUCAGCCCGAUCUUCAGCGGCUCCCCCUGCGUCGUCGACCCCUUCACCGGCGCCAAGUACCACGAGCAAUACAAGGGCAGCGUGUGCCGGAUAUCCCAGGUCACCGAGAUCGGCGCACCGGCCAGCGGCCUGCGCCUGUUCAUUCCCGGCCAAUUUUAA